AUGGUUUGUCUCUGGAAAGGCUCAGGCCAGGAACAAUUACCCCACCUCCCCAUUGACGAUGCGGACAACACCGACCUCACCAACGUGACAACCACCGCCGCCGGCCAAUUCCCCAUCGCCCUUCUUGACCUCCCCGACUUGGCUGACCUGCUCGCCCACUAUUCCGGGCCCAACCCUGACAUCACAUUCGGUCCCAGCGGCUACGCGACAGAGGACGGCUGGAAGUAUGGAAACGGUAUCAACUCUUUCAAGGACAGCAAGGGCAAGUUGACGUUGUACGGUGGGAAAUGCAAGCUUCUGGCAUGCGACGAUGGCGCCGCUGUCUAUGCUUGUAACGCCAACAAAGGCCGUCUAUUCCUUAACUACAAAGAUAUUCCUCAAAUCGGCCUGGGAAACUUGUUUUGA
This is a messenger RNA of Aspergillus calidoustus, 405 nucleotides long. Lineage: Eukaryota; Fungi; Ascomycota; Eurotiomycetes; Eurotiales; Aspergillaceae. The record is from the annotation of a GenBank genome assembly.